AUGGCUGUCGCCCUUUCGGCCAAGUGCGUCGGUUUGUUGGCUCUUGUGCUCUUCCUCUACACCUGCUAUGCCUUCCGCAUACGCGAUCACACGAUGGGGCAAACGACGGCCUUCACAUCAUCGGCGGAGCAGCCGCAUCGCGCUGCUUGCGCCUCUGCCUCCGGUAGAUGCCAGGAGAAGAGGAUCACGUUGACCAAGAGGCACGACAUCACGGCACAACAGACUCGCGCCAGCAUCGCUCGGAAACCACCUGCCGAGCUUGUGUCGUCGCUCGACCAGGGGGGAGUGGAGGGGGCGCGCGUGAAACACGAAAGGACUGGGCUCGCGGGGGGGAUGAAGGAUGCCAGGGCGUCGCGGAGCGUAGAGGAUGAGGACGAAGAGGAGGCGAUUGUGGAGGUGGAGACUGUGGAGGAGAUCGCGUCGAGUGAGGACGACGAUGAUGAAAGGGGAGGGGAGGAUGAUGGCGAGGAGGAUUACGACGAGGGGGAAGAGGAAAAGGAGAAAGAUGCGGAGGAUUCUCGGGGAAAAGUAAGCAGAGUAACGGUGAAGAGGAGAAUUGUGGGUAGCGGUGUGGAGGAUGAAGAGGAUGAAGAGGAGGAAAGCGGGAAGAUGAAUUUAAAGAAGGAAGCUAGUCCAGAGGAAGGAUCGAUAAUUAGAUCUAAGAAGCUAGGCAAGGUAGAUAAAGAUGAAGAUGAAAAGGACGAAGAUGACGAUGAUGAUGAAGAGGAAGACGAAGAGGAAGACGAGGAUGAAGACGAAGACGAAGAGGAAGAAUCAAAAGAAGUAGUUCCUACUCCUCCACCGAAAAAACUAGAAAAAGUGAGAUACGCGGACAAAGAUAAGAUUAAAUCGGUGGAAGUUACACACGAUGAAAAGUCAAAAGUUGAUAACGUGAUAAAACCAAAAACCGAUGCGAUUAAGCAACCAAAAUUAGAGAGGAAACCAGAGGAAAUUGCGAGAAGUAAGAUCGAAACGAUGAAGACGGAUGAGAAAAAGUUGGCCGAGGGAUUGUCGAAACCGGUUGAAGCCACGAAGAAGAUCGAGCCCGUUAAGAUAACGAAACCUGAAUUAGAAUCGUCCAAAUUGAAGAUGAAACCGGCGGAAAAAGCGAAAGUUCCGGUGAAACCGGAAGUGUCGAAGACGCGAGAACCGUCGAAAAAGGAAGAAACAACGAGUCCUGAAUCUGCUCAAAUUAAAGUCUCAAAAAUCAAACGAUCCGACAAAGAUGAAACGAAAGUAAAAACGAAAACGCACGUGGAUGCUGCUUUCGCUUUGGCUCGAUUGAAUGAUGCGAUAUUACGCGUGCCGACCUUCGUGCCAAAUUUCACAGCCAUUGAAAAUUUCGAGUGUCAGCAGCAUAUCAAAAUUUUCCUACGACAGUUAAGGGGCCACAAGUUAUGGGCGUUGCAAAUGCUAGACUCGAGCGCAAAAAUUCCAUCGGGUCUAUUGCGAGGAAAUACAAAUCAAUUUGGAGACUUUGACGAGUGUUUGGGUGUAAUGGCGCACGUGAAAUUAGAUGAAAAUACGAUAAAAGUCCAAGGCAAAUAUUGCUUGGCGUACAUAGAUUUGUCUCCGUCUCAUCCAGGCAUGAAGCUUCCUGUCAAUAUGAUGCAAGCACGUGCCGCUAUCAGAGCGAGCAUGCACGAUAGUGGUUAUUUUAUUCCAAGAUUCCAGACCGUGAAGUGGGCAUUGUGUCUUCCGGCAGCGUGCACCGCGGAGGACGCCCAAAGCAUCGUUGAACAGGCGUUGAACGGCUAUAAUUCUACUGUAGGAAUUCAAUUUAUAGUAGAUGUCGAUCCUAAAAUGUGCUAUGUCAAACAAAAAUCACGAAGCUAUUCAAAAGAGACGAUCUGUGUUUUAUAUUUCUACGCAAUGGUCGUGUGUCUCGCCAUUGUAGCGACCGUGAGGGAUUAUUUGGUGGUAUCGGAAGGAAAAGGAAAUUAUUCGGAGAGAAUAAUAAUGUCUUUUUCCUUACGGAGAACGCUCAGAUCUUUAUUCAAGAAGGAAUCGGGCAAAGGUGGGAUCCCAUGCAUUCAUGGGAUCAGAUCGCUCAUCACGAUUAUGCUUUACAUCUCCCAUCAAGUUAUAACAAUCUCGAUGCUACCAUUUUCUAAUCGAAUCGAGUUCACCGAGAUAACGAACAAUCCUCUAACUACCAUUCUAAGGGGUGGACUUCUUUACACGGACACGUUUUUAUUACUUAGCGGUACCUUAACGUCUUUCAACAUGGCACACGAGUUUAUAACACGAGGUGAGAUUCGCUGGUUUUGCCGUUUUAUUGCCAGAUACAUCAGACUCACCCCAAUGUUACUCGUAGUGGUGUUUUGGUACGCAUUUAUAAUGGAGCAUACCGGAUCGGGACCACAAUGGAACGACAUUAUAUUAGGAAAUGCAGAUCUUUGCAAGAGCAGCGCGUGGAUGAAUUUGUUGUACAUACAAAAUUUCUUACCCUUCGAAGAAGAGUGCGCAACUCACACCCAUCAUUUGGCUUUGGACGUGCAAUUAUCGUUAUUAGCACCCAUGUUGGUAUUCUUUUUGCAAUGCAAGCCCAUCAUUGGGAUUCUCGUAAUAUUUUUCUUCAUUUUAUUAUCAGCCACGCUCCGUUACAUAACAACGAUGAGUAACUAUCUUUCUAUCGUUGUUUUCCACGGAAUGUCAUUGAAACACAUUUAUAAGACUGUCAAUUUAGUUUACAUAGUACCUAUAUACAGAAUCACGCCAUAUCUGUUUGGUGUGACGCUUGGUGUGCUAUUACGUUACACCGGGCAAGAAGUAAGGAUACCCAAGGUGUUAGUGAUCUUGGGAUGGUUGAUCGCAAUGGCCUUGGCAUCGUGGUCGUUAGGAUCACCCUGGCAGUUGGCCAGAAGGGACUACGUUUACGAUGUUGUAGAAGCAACUAAUUACAUCGUGAUCAGCCCAGUUGUGUCAGCUUUGGCUUUAUCUUGGAUCGUGUUUGCGUGCUACACGAAUCAUGGAGGUAUAAUAAACCGAUUCCUCUCGCAUCACUGGCUAAUAAUCUUCAGUAGGAUAUCGUACGCCGUAUACUUGACGCAAUUCAUAGUAUUUUUCUACAACGUUGGAACCGCGAGAUACUCCAACGAAUUCCAUUUUUAUAGAUUCUUAGAUCCGUUGGGCGGUGCAACGAUAUCCAUAUCGAUCGUUCUCACUCUGCUCUUCGAUCUUCCGAUGCAAGAGAUCAAAAACGUGUUGAUGGAGAGCACGGACAUUCUGAGAGUGAGCGUGCCUACCGAGGAAGGAUCGGCGAAAACGGUGAAGCUCGAGAGAACGGAAGAGGCGAGGACGCGGGAAAGGAAAGCGUUCGAGGAGGACGAGGUGGCGUCGACCGGUUGGGAUUGGCAACGAGACAUAGUGGACGGCGGCAAUAGAAGGUACAACGAGAACGUGGAGGACGAGGAACAAGUGCACAUGCCGAUUUUGAAGGCGUCGAUCGGCCGAAGGAGAUCGUUCAUCAGCCGCGAGCCAACCUCGGAGGCGGAGGCCGAGAUCGUAGGAGGCAGGGCAACGAGGGACGCGAGCAAAAGGUGGUCAAGCGACAGCAGGGAGCAAGGGAAGAGGAGCAGAAGCGUUCAAAGGGAUUAUCGGGAGCAAGGAAACGACGCCUCGACUCUUUCCAGAAUGCAACAGGAGCGGGAAGAAGCUGUUAAGCGAGGCAGGCGUUCGCUCUCGAGAAGUUUCGACGCUAAGAGAUUGUCAACACGGGGCAGCGACGAGGAGGAGGAGGAAGAGGAGGAAGAGGAGGAGGAGGAAGAAGAGGAGGACCGAAGGAGGUACAGGAGAUCUCGGUCCAGAGGGAGAUCCGUGAUUACGGAAUCGGACGAUUAUCGUUCUUGGGAGUUGGUCGGCAAGGAACGUUCAUCCUCCAGGGGCCCGGACUCUAAAAGGCUCUCGAGAAAAUCGGAGGAGCGCGAGGCUGCGCUCCAAAGACAAACAAGACCGCCACUCUCGAGAUACGGGAGAGCUCGCUCGUCGGAGAACGAGGACGAGCUGGUGUCCUCGCAACAGAGGAAAAUUGAAAAAAGGCUCCAUCCGGCCGUGGAGCCGAGGAUAAGCGACGAGGAGGAUUGGGAGAGCGAGUUGAGGAUACGGAGGAAACAAUUUAUGGAGAAGCACGCGAUCCGGGAUCGUUUCGAGGACGAGGAAGAUUUAAGCUCCCCGAGAAGGAGAUCCUCGGCGGAGGGUAAGAUAGCCCUGCUGAAGGAGCCUAGCUCGGACGAUAAUAUGGACUCGUGGACGGUGAGCGUUGGAUCGCACGCCGCCGCCCACCUCGGCUCGUCCCAAGAGCGGAGCGAGGAGGCCGACGAGGAGGAGGAUGUCGCGUACACGUCCCGGCGGAGGGAGUAUCGGGAGCAAGCGCCGCCACCGAGGGAGGGGGAGGGGGGGAUGAGGGCGUCUUACGCGAGCAGCAGCGAGGUGACUUCCGUGGAGGAGGACAGCGACGUUGCGGGUUAUAACUUCGUGCUGACGAAGGACAGUAGAAAGAAGUCUUUGCAGGAUCUCUCGAAGCUGUCCCGGGAUGACUCUGAUCUGACGGAAUCCGGAUGGAACGUUGUGAGGCAAGACAGCGGGGAAGGAUUGGCCAGAUCUUCCUCCACGGGUCUGUACAAACGCGAGUCGAUCAUAAGGAGCCAGGCCAGCGAGGAAGAUCCGGAAUAUCUCGUGGUGGAGAGACCGAAGCUCGUUCAGCAAGAGCGGGAACAUCCCUUCAAGAAGGCUUGGCAGAUGCAGAAAUCUCGUUCCGAGGAGGAUGGUUCCGCCGCGUAUACGAUCAAAGAGCCGAAAGAACAACAAUCUAAAACGGAGACGGCGAAAUCGAGAGACGGAGAGGAUCCCCCGUCGAGAGAGGAGGUUAAAAAGGAAGGCGGCGGGGAGCAGUACGAGGAUACAGGCGCGUUCCCCGACGAUGACUCGGAAUUGACGCACAGCAGAAGUAGCGACACGGAGGAGUACACGACGAGGAGUUCGAGAUCGGAGGGAGCGGAAUCUUCGUCGACGGAGAGGAGCAAGAGUUUCGAGAGCAACAAAUUUGGCCUGAGAUCAUCGGACGUCGAGGAGGACUCCUCGAGGUCUAAUUGGCCAUCCGAGGACGAGCAAGUUUAUAAAACAAGUCCGAGGAGUAAAUUGGAGGAGACUGAAUGGAUCUGGGAGAGGGAAGAGACUUGAUGGAUUUGAGUGAAAUCCAUCGAAGCAAGAAAAAAGAUAAUAAACGUAACUAUAACGAGGUAAAUUAUUCGUGGGGAAGUUAUUGGUUGGACUCCUCCAGAGAAGAAUGGACGAAUUUUUCGACGAAUGGGAGAGAAAGGUUGAUGGCGGAUUUUGAAAGGAAGAAUGCGAAUCUUCGAAAAGUUGGUGAUUCGACGAUUCGAAUCGCUGUUCCUUUGUGAGAAGUAUGUAUCGAGCGAGUCGAUUUAUAAGAUACUUUUACAAUCUGUGUAUUAUCUUUACGUGUAUUAAAAAAAAGAACGAUUUGUAUCCGCUCUAUAGUUCUCUAGUUGUUGAAAUUUUAAAGGAUGUUGAAGGAUGAAUGACAAAACCAAAGUAAAAAACUAUUUUUCGUUGAACAAAAGUUCAUUAUCCAUAUCCCGUUAUACUUAAUUAUGUUGUUGAAAUUUGACGAGACGUGUUCAUUGUAAAAAUAUUGAUAAUAAAAUGAUUCUGAAGAAAUGGAAACUUCA
Apis florea (little honeybee) is the source of this 5693-nucleotide messenger RNA. RefSeq lists its product as uncharacterized. The record is from RefSeq and is a predicted model, not a curated record. Lineage: Eukaryota; Metazoa; Arthropoda; Insecta; Hymenoptera; Apidae. Gene Ontology annotation, molecular function: acyltransferase activity, transferring groups other than amino-acyl groups.